GGGGGGAGCAGGAGGAAGUGCUCCCGCUGCGGCGCGUGCCGCCCGAGCAUGGACAGCGCCAUCCCAUGUCGCCCUCGGGCAGGAGGCCGGCGCAGGACGCCCGCCGCCGUCGCCGCCGCCCGCCUCGCGGGUGGACAUGGCCGAGCUGCGCCGCUCGGUGGCGGCAGAGGGCCUGCCCGACGAGGGCAUGCGCGGGCUCGCCGCCACGGACGCCGCGCGGCUGGCGCUCGCCGCGGACGCGGAGGCCCUGCGCGCCACCUUCGCCGCGGCGCUCGUGGGCCCCAGCGCGGCGCAGGCGUACCACGCCGCCAGGGCGCUGCGGUGCGUCGUGGGCUCGGCCGCCACGGUGGCGGCCGUGUGCGCGCAGGUCGCCGCCCCGCUCUGCGCCGCGCUGGGCCGGAGGCAGGAGCCGGCGGUGGUGGCCUGGCUGCUGCUGGCCGCGAUGCGCAUGGCGCAGCACCCGGAGGCGCGCGGGAGUCUGCUCCGGGCGGGCGCGGUGCGGGCGCUGGCGCCCCACGCCUCGCGCCGUGAGGACGGCGGCGACGACGACGACGGCACGCCUGCGCCGAGGCCCGACCUCAUGGCCGCCAUCGCCCUGUCGCUGCUCGCUGGUUCCGGGGCGGCGGCGGAGCCGGCGUCCCACGUGCCGCUCCGCGCCGUGGGGCCGGUGGUCCAGGUGCUGAUGCGGCGGCUCACGACCUCGAGCGCCGCGGAGGCGGUCCAGGCGCGGGCCUUCUGCGGCAUGCCCGUGGACUACCGGCCCCGCAUCGUGGCCCAGGCGUUGGCCCAGCUGCUCGAGGCCUCGUCGGCGCACGCCGCGGUGGCGUGGCAGACCCUCCUGCCGGAGACGCUGUCUACGGCAGCCCCGACGUGGUGGAGAUGGCGGGCCGCUGCCGCGCCGCGCUGCUGGCGCCCUCCCGCGCCGGCGCGGCCAGCGAGGACCGACCACGAUCGCGCGGAGCAGCUGCGCAGCGCCCCGGCCGCGCCGCCCGGCACCUGGGAGAGGAGGGCCAACGAGUCCGAGGAGGCCGCCAGGUGCGAGUUGUGCAUCAGCGUGGUCAAAGCGGCGCUAGGCCAGACGUUGCCGGCAGGCCAGCAGGGCACCGAGAUGCAGAUUCGAAAGGAGAAGAUCCGGGACGGCGCCGAGGCCGGGAGCGAGGGCGACGGCGACGGCGAGGACGACGGCGCGGCCGCCUUCGGCCCCAACAGGCUCGAGGCUCGAGGCUCGCAGCCAGCCGACAAGUUCUGGAGCCAGGCCGAGGACCGCGACGCCGCGGGCUCCCGGACGCGCUCCCGCACCAUCGAGGCGUUCGCGUCUCCGGGCGCGGAGGGCUGCGACAUGCCGCUGCAGGAGGGGUGA
This is a messenger RNA of Prorocentrum cordatum, 1360 nucleotides long. NCBI's taxonomy places the organism in Eukaryota, Dinophyceae, Prorocentrales, Prorocentraceae. The record is from the annotation of a GenBank genome assembly.